AUGUUUUAUAGUGGUUUCUCUAUAGACAGACUAUCAGAAUUAGUCCCCCUUAACGGCAAUCCAUUGGCAAAGCAUAGAGGCAUUACAGGCCGGAUUAUCUUGGCCUAUCAGGGCAUCUUUAUGCGUAUUUACAAACAGUAUCCUAAACUUGCGUCAAUGCCUAUUACAGAUAAAGCUAUCGCGGCCUUGAUUGAAGCCGCACAAGAGGUUUGGAAUGACCUUGAAGCUGAAGUGCUCGAAAACCUGAUAAAUUCGAUGCCGAAACGCCUCACUGCACUUCAUCAGGCAAAAGGCUACUACACCAAAUAUUGA
Messenger RNA from Fusarium oxysporum Fo47, 312 nucleotides. RefSeq lists its product as uncharacterized. The transcript is spliced from 3 exons. The record is from RefSeq and is a predicted model, not a curated record. Gene Ontology annotation, molecular function: nucleic acid binding. Bases 1 to 312 code for a protein of 103 amino acids. Lineage: Eukaryota; Fungi; Ascomycota; Sordariomycetes; Hypocreales; Nectriaceae.